AUGAACACAAAAAUUAUUCAAAAUUGUAAACAUAUUAUGGAAUAUGGUAAAACAAUUACUAUCGACAACGAAAUAAAAUUGUUGUUCAAUGACUUUGUUGAUGAAUUAAAUAAAAUUCAAAAUUCAAAAAACAGAGUGACAUUUCUGAAUGAAUUACGUAGAAUAGUUGAGACAAUGUUUAAUAUUGUCGAAAAUAAAUAUACUGAUCCAUCUUUACUUAAUCAUGACUUAUUUAUUAUUUUACGUGAUCAAUAUAUCGAUUUAUUAAAUAAAUGGAAGAAAAAUGAUGAAGUAUUAAAUGAUGACGAACAAUACUUAUUUUUUAACAUAGGAGCUUUACUUGCUAAUAUGACUAAUCAUGUAAACACUAAUAAUAUUCAGAUAUUUAAAUCGCUUUUAUUAAAUCAAACACUAAUCGAAUUAAUUAAGCAGUGUCUUAAUGACGUGAGUGCAACAGGAAAAUAUUUAAAUGAUAAUUUAAAUUUAUCAUCUCUUGGUUAUAUCAUAACUGCACUGCAAAGAUUUCAACUUCGUCAGGUAAAUAUACAAGAUGAUCCAAUAUUAUCUUCUCUACUAGAUCUAGUUGUCAAAUGUUUAUGUUCAGCAAAUUAUACUGAUGUAUUUAAACAAUUAAAAGUCGAAUCCGUCGAAGAUAAGCUAAAUAUAACACAGACGUUUUUUCUAGUAACAUGUCCAAAAUAUAUUAUUCAUUAUAUUGGUAAACAACGGGAAACAAUAUAUCCGAUAAUAUCUGAAAAUCUAUUAAAACGUUGUAAUGAAUUAUUUGAAAAGUUUAUUCCCUUAAUUGUCAACUGGAAUAAAUGUAUCAUCGAAGCUAUGGAAAAACUUAUAGGAAUAUUACAAUGUAUUAGCUAUCAGCAUUCAACUUUAGCGCCUUAUAAAAAUGAACAUUCGAAAUUAAUCGUCCAUAUACUGACUAUUUUGAAUGCUCAAAAUUUAAUCAAGCAAAUUAUUGAUAAUGAUGAUUAUAAUCAAAUGGUUAGCUUUUUGAUUGGCUAUUGUAUACGAUAUAUAUAUUAUCUUUCGCUUGAACCAAAUUUGCUAAUAAUUAUUCAAAAUCAAAAUGUAACACAAACAUUUUAUGCAUUAACAGAGGCUAAAGAUAAAGAAAACAAAUUUAAUUGUUAUCGGAUGUUGGCUAUAAUAUUGACUGAACAAGAUGUUAAGAGAUUAGCUAAUCCAAGGAAAAUAGCAUCGGUAUUUACGACCUAUUUGAAAAGAGCAAUUGUUGAUCCAUUAUGGAUAUUGAGACUGCCUAGGUUAUUAUUGAGCUUAAAAAUACAACAUGAACAAAUCAAGCAAGAGCUGAUCAAUCUAGAUGCUAUUUCGUUAUUGAUCCAAUGUACUAUGGAACCGAAGUUUGAUACUAUUACAGUACAACAAAAUGCCUUGGAAAUAGUUUUGGCGAUGACAUUCAAUGAACAAGCUGCGACCAUAUUAAAAACUGAUGAGAAAUUUAUGUCUCAUGCUAGAUCAUUAUUAUCAUCCGAAGUAAAAGGAUUACAAAAAGUAGCCGAAGGUAUUCUGUGGAAACUCGAACAAGAAUCAGAGUAUAUAAUAGAACAAGAUAAAAAGGAGCAAACAGGUCCAAACAUGCAGGUUGUUGAUGAAAAAUUGUCAGACAGAGAAAUAGCUGCGAGCGCACCGAUUACAAUCCAGAGAAAACCAACAUAUAAAUAUGAUAUAAUGAUCAGUUAUUCUCACAAUGACAAAGAAUUAUGUUAUCGUAUUCAAGAACAACUACUCAAAGAUAAUUUUCGUGUUUGGCUCGAUCGUGAUAAUUUAUAUGGUGCGACGAUGCAUUCAAUGGCCGAUGCGAUCGAAUAUUCAGAAUUUGUUUUGAUUUGCAUGUCGGAUUCUUAUAAGCAAAGUGUUUAUUGUCAAUCAGAAGCCCACUAUGCAUUUGAACGUCGAUGUCAUAUUAUUCCGUUGAUCAUGAAAUCCCAGUAUCGCCCGGAUGGAUGGUUGGGGUUUAUUGUCAGCGGAAAAAUAUACAUCGAUUUUCCAAAAUUGAAUUUCGAUGCUGCUUAUCAGAAACUGAAAAUGGAGAUUCAACAAUACCGAACACAGAAAAACGACAUUAAGCAAUCAUGUGCGAAUGGUGAACGUUUGAUACAUUUAGAUCAGGAACAGAGUGUUAAUCGUGAUUCGAUAACCGAGAAAAUACCAGAUAAUGUUGUACGAAAGAUAUCCGCCUAUGCGAACUGUGUUGUAUCUUGGACAGAAGAGAAUGUGAAAGAUUUUCUGACUGAUAAAAACCUUGAAGCAAUGAUACCUUUAUGUGAAAAUAUGGAUGGACAGGCAUUACAUCGUUUUUAUCAGAUGUGUCAAACAAAUUUCGAUGCCAUGUACCAAUCGUCAAAAACUGAAUUACUCGAAUUACACAAGAAAAUAUUACCCAUCAAUGUUUAUAUACGAUUUAUAACUGAAUUGAAAAAAUAUGUGCCUAUUUGUGAUUUGAAAGAUAAAAAGGAGCAAACAGGUCCAAACAUGCAGGUUGUUGAUGAAAAAUUGUCAGACAGAGAAAUAGCUGCGAGCGCACCGAUUACAAUCCAGAGAAAACCAACAUAUAAAUAUGAUAUAAUGAUCAGUUAUUCUCACAAUGACAAAGAAUUAUGUUAUCGUAUUCAAGAACAACUACUCAAAGAUAAUUUUCGUGUUUUAUCAUAUGGGCAAAAAUUGAAUGAAGAAAUGAAGCGUGUGGUCAACCAAUUUCUUUCGAUUCUGAUGGUACUUGUUAAAAUAAUGCAUUUAAGUCGAUCAGCGCAUGAAAACUGUAUUUUCUCAGUACGAAGAGACGAGCGUCAAAACUCUUAUGUUCUGUUAGAUCUUCUGUAUACAUAG
Messenger RNA from Didymodactylos carnosus, 2865 nucleotides. The record is from the annotation of a GenBank genome assembly. NCBI's taxonomy places the organism in Eukaryota, Metazoa, Rotifera, Eurotatoria, Philodinida, Philodinidae.